AGAGCCAGCCCAGCAUUAACCAAACAAAGAGAAACAGAGUGGAUCCUGUGCUAAUAUUGGGAAAACCAGGCAACAGGACUCAUUUGGGGCCUUUAUUGUGAAAACAUGCCCCAGCUUUCCCAAGAUAACCAAGAGUGGCUCCAGAAACAUUUCUCCAGGCCAUCUAUAUGGACACAGUUUCUGCCCCUGUUUAGGGCUCAGAGAUAUAAUGCAGACAUUCACCAAAUCACAGAAAAUGAAGGAGACCCCAGGGCCGUUCCUGAUAUCAAGCCCUUCCCGCCUGCACAGCUCUCAGACUCGCCCGCCGCCCCGAAGCUGCUCGGCCUCCUUUCUAGCCCGCUUUCCAGCCUCACAAGGUUCUUCUCUCACCUUCUCCGGCGACACCCUCCCGAAGCUCCCCGGAGGCGCCCGAACUUCUCCCCCCUGCUUCCCGCCCUGCCCGCCGCCCAGCUCUUGCGGGGGCAGGAGGAGCUGCCAGGCCGCCUCUCGCUCCUGCUCGGGGCGGCGCUGGCACUGCCCGGCCGACCCUCGGGGGGUCGUCCGCUGAGGCCCGCCCGUCCGGUCGGCAAGCCCAGGGAAGAAGACGCCACCGCAGGGCAGAGCUCGCCCAUGCCGCGGAUGGGAUCAGAGCGGAUGGAGAUGCGGAAGCGGCAGAUGCCCGUAGCCCAGGACGCACCAGGCGCCGCCCCAGGCCAGCCCGGAGCGGGGAGUCGCGGGUCCAACGCAUGCUGCUUCUGCUGGUGCUGCUGUUGUAGCUGCUCAUGUCUCACUGUUAGAAACCAGGAAGAUCAGAGGCCCACAAUAGCUUCCCACGAACUCAGAGCAGACCUUCCAACCUGGGAAGAAAGCCCUGCUCCUACUCUGGAAGAAGUGAACGCCUGGGCUCAGUCAUUCGACAAAUUAAUGGUCACUCCAGCAGGAAGGAAUGCAUUCCGUGAAUUCCUCCGAACAGAAUUCAGUGAAGAAAAUAUGCUCUUCUGGAUGGCCUGUGAGGAACUGAAAAAGGAAGCUAAUAAAAACAUUAUUGAAGAGAAAGCAAGGAUAAUCUAUGAAGACUACAUUUCUAUACUGUCUCCUAAGGAGGUGAGCUUAGACUCCCGUGUGAGAGAAGUCAUCAACAGAAACAUGGUGGAGCCAUCCCAACACAUAUUCGAUGAUGCUCAACUUCAGAUUUACACCCUGAUGCACAGAGACUCAUAUCCUCGAUUCAUGAACUCUGCUGUCUAUAAGGACUUGCUUCAGUCCUUAUCAGAGAAAUCCAUUGAAGCAUAGGAUUUCUCAAAUAUAUUUAUUAUUAAUAAAAUAAUAAAAGAACUCAUGGGCUACAUCUAGCACAGGGAAUUUAGAGGUUGUAGCAUCUUCUGCUGGGGUAAUACUCAGGCUAUUCUAAUAACAGAUGAUUCCUUCAACAGACUGCUAUAUAUUCACAAUGUAAAUUGCAGCCAUCUUUAGUGAUACUUUUGAAAAAAAAAAAGGGAUAUGGCUGUUGUAGAAAGAUAGCGUAUUUGCAUUUACAGUAACAGUAGCAUGUUGUCGGUGGUGAAGGCUACACAGAAGGCUCCUUGCUGCCCGGAGCAGGUACAUCCACCAGAGCAAAGGGAACCACUUUUGUUUUGCAUGAAUUUGGUAAUUGAUUACUCUCUCCCCAAAGAAAAGACAUUCAGGUGUUUCUCAACGACCUCUUCCAUCCAUCAAGCUCGGUUUGAAUACUUCACUUACCAGUGCCAUUACAGGACCCAAAUUCACAGUUCAUAAAGAUGUGACCACUACAUGUAAAAAUAGCAUUCCACUUGAUCUUACAGUAUGUAUGUAUGUAUGGAGAUACGUAUGUGUGUGUGUGUGGAUCUCUACAUGGUUAAUGUAAAGCACUGUGCUCUGAAGUGGAUCAGUCUCAAGUGUCUGGUAACAGAAGCAGUGCUUAGAAAAUUCUUUUGUUGAAAACAGUUACUGUUAUUUUAUUAUCAGAAUUUGCCAACCUAAAGAAUGAAUUUUAAAAUUCAUAACUUGGUCAUGUUCACAACAAAACUGUCAAAUAAGCAUAUUUCCAUUUUUAUUACUGAAAGAAAUAUGGGCAUUUUCAUUCUUUAAAGAAAUAAAGCACAAGAAUUUUACCUCAA
Molecule: messenger RNA, 2117 nt
Organism: Rhinopithecus roxellana (golden snub-nosed monkey)
Lineage: Eukaryota; Metazoa; Chordata; Mammalia; Primates; Cercopithecidae
Gene: RGS20
Product: regulator of G protein signaling 20
Exons: 6
Coding region: 106-1272 (388 amino acids)
Source: RefSeq, a predicted model, not a curated record